Molecule: messenger RNA, 2187 nt
Organism: Daldinia loculata
Lineage: Eukaryota; Fungi; Ascomycota; Sordariomycetes; Xylariales; Hypoxylaceae
Product: threonyl-tRNA synthetase-like protein
Exons: 5
Coding region: 1-2187 (728 amino acids)
Biological process (GO): threonyl-tRNA aminoacylation
Cellular component (GO): cytoplasm
Molecular function (GO): threonine-tRNA ligase activity; nucleoside triphosphate diphosphatase activity; ATP binding
Source: RefSeq, a predicted model, not a curated record
AUGUUCGCGAGAAGGAUAGUGAGGAUAUACCCUCAUACACAAACAUGUCUCCCACCGAAACCCCCCGCCGAUCACCGGCAACUUGGUAUCCAACAAGAACUUUUCACUACCUCGAUAUAUAGUCCCGGCACUCCCAUACUGCUGCCUAAUGGUGCACGAGUCUUCAAUCGUUUAGUGGAGUUUCUGCGGAAACAGUAUGUCCGAUAUGGAUUCGACGAGGUUAUUACGCCGACCAUUUACAAAAAAGCCUUGUGGAGGAAAUCAGGUCAUUUGGAGAAUUAUAGCGACGACAUGUAUACGGUAACGAGUACAUCGCCCUUGCGAAGCGAUAGUUCCCAACCUGGCGACGAGGAGGACGAAUAUGGCCUUAAACCCAUGAAUUGCCCAGGCCACUGCCUGAUCUUUGCGUCCCAGCUACGGAGCUAUCGACAAUUGCCUAUUCGAUAUGCAGACUUCUCUCCACUACAUCGAAACGAGGUAUCCGGGGCGCUGAGUGGCCUUACCCGAGUGCGACGUUUUCACCAAGAUGAUGGGCACAUCUUUUGUCGGCCGAUACAAAUUGAGGAGGAAAUCAAGAAGACACUAGACUUCGUACGCAUCGUCUACUCGACGUUUAAACUAGGUCCAUAUCGAUUGGCCCUUUCAACACGUCCAGCGGAUCAUUACAUAGGAACCGCCGAGGAAUGGGAAAGCGCAGAGAACGCUCUUAAGAGAGCACUGGACGCGUCCGGCCAGGAAUGGACUGUGAAUGAAGGUGACGGCGCAUUCUACGGGCCCAAGAUCGAUAUCGUGUUGAAAGAUUCGGAUGGCAAAGAACACCAAACCGCUACGAUACAGCUAGACUUUCAGCUACCAAAACGGUUUGAUUUAGGUUAUUCAGCGCCAGCGCCCGACUUUGAGCGAAGGGGAGAGGUGACAACGGACCCCGAUAAGCUGACGGAGUCUGGUCUUGUAACUCCUGUUCUAAUUCAUAGAGCUGUGCUGGGCUCGGUAGAGAGACUACUAGCUCUGCUUAUCGAACACUACGAUGGCAAGUGGCCAUUUUGGUUAAAUCCGAGGCAGGUAAUGAUAGUCACCGUCAAUGACACUGAACCGGUGAUAGAAUUAGCCAAGACGGCUCAAGAUGUCCUCAUGGGAAGGCGUGGGCCAGCCGAUGGUCCAGUUGUAAACCCUUCUCAACUCGCAGUAGAUGUUGACGAUAGCCGGCGAAGCCUCGGACUCAAAGUACGAGAGGCCAAGUCUAAGGGUUAUGGUGUCAUCGUCACCAUCGGCUCAAUGCAAGUGCCAGAUGGCACUGUCACUGUUGACAUGUCAGGAUUAGAGAGUAGCGACGGCGAAAAAACGUCCCAGAAGCAGGACAUGCUGCCGGAAGAAAAGCAACCUCCCCCUGAAUCUACACCCUCCGACCCACCCCCAGACUACGCGACAUCAGCUCUCGAACACGGACAAGGCCAAGGCCUACCGAUCCGGCAACAACAGCAACCCCGGCGGCCCCCUCCCGGCUCGCUGCUCGACCUGCCUAUUUUGAAGUACAUGCGCACGCACCGCGUAAUCCUCGCCUCCGCCUCCCCCCGACGCCGCACCCUCCUCUCGCAGCUCGGCCUCCCGAACCUCGAGAUCCGCGCCUCCACCAAGCCCGAGGACUUAUCUAAAUCCGAACUCGGCGCCUACGCCUAUGUUUCCGCGACCGCGCAGCAGAAGGCCCUAGACGUGAAAGACCCCGACUUAGUGAUUGCGGCAGACACGGUUAUCGUGACGAGGGACGGGAAUAUCCUUGAAAAGCCCAGCUCCGAAGCCGCCCACAUCCGCAUGCUACGUCAUCUACGGGAUACUAGAACUCAUCGGGUUCUGACGGCGGUGUGUUGCGUGGCGCCGCGGUCGGAUGCGCAGUUCCCGGGGUAUGCGGUAGCGUCACAUGUCGAGGAGACGAAGGUGUUCUUUGGUCGCGAGCACGAUGGGCUGCCUGACGAUGUUAUUGAAGCGUACGUGCGGACGCGGGAGGGUGCUGAUAAGGCUGGAGGUUACGCAGUGCAGGGCUUAGCAGGAGCGUUAUUGAUUGAGAAGGUAGAUGGUUCAGUUGAUAAUGUGAUUGGGUUACCCGUGCGGAAGACGUUACAGCUUUGCGAGAAGGUGGUUUUCCGGCAGAAUGAGGAGAGUGAUGCGGAAGAGGAGGAAGAAGAGGAGUAA